Molecule: messenger RNA, 1010 nt
Organism: Daldinia decipiens
Lineage: Eukaryota; Fungi; Ascomycota; Sordariomycetes; Xylariales; Hypoxylaceae
Exons: 1
Coding region: 119-778 (219 amino acids)
Source: RefSeq, a predicted model, not a curated record
AAAAAAAAACCAUCUUUCAAUCAACCAAUACUUCAAACAAAUUACAUAUUAAUACCUAAUACAUUUAAUUGAUAUUUCAUACCCUUAAUAUCGUACUAAAUAUCACAUAAUAUUCAAAAUGCUCGCCUCAAUCAUCACACCUCUUACCUUCCUCGCCCUCGCCGGUGCUACUCCAGUGCCUCGGGCUACCCAACAACUCUCCAGAUCUAAAGGUUUCCACCUCAAGGCAGAGCUCCGAGACCAGACCAAGGAUUUAGAACCUUCCGUUGCGGGCACUUACCUUUCCGGCAUCCACGUCGGCGCUGGUCAGAAUAUCGCGGUUGUAUCUACGAGCAACCCUGACACUUCCACGCCUUACUACAGCAACGGCACAGAAGCACAGGGCUGGGUUGACGUUCUGAACGACUUGGGGACUGACUUCCCGUGGGGCUUCAUCGUACAAGACUCGGAAAGCACCGAUGCUACCUACCCUGGCGAGCACGACGCGAGCAUCAAUGUGGGCGGCGGCAGCAACGGACUUACGAUUGAGAAGUCCGGAGACUCGGUGGCGCUCAGUGGUCUCGCACCCGGCUACUACGCCAUAUGCGACCGAUUCAUCGGCUACGUGCGCGCAAACAUUCAAGUCGUGCGGUACGUGUAUGAGGGCGAGACUCUGCCGGAGAACUGCGCCCCUGUCAACUUCGUGCCCCAGUGCGCGACUCUGAACGACCUCCCCGCCACCUCGGAAUGGACCCACGACUUCGUCCAGGAGGUCGACUGCGCUGUCCGCUCUGCUUAAGAGGUUUAUGAUAAGGGACUGCUAGGGAUAUUGGAGAAGAGAAGUGCGGGAAAAAUAUAGGAGUCGAAAACAUCUGUAUUGGGAUUUGAUACUACUAAUAAUCUAAUAGAAUGAGGCAUAAAGUAGGAAAGCACACGCUAUGCUAACAGUCGCAGUCAUGCCAAUAGGGCACGUUGGCUUAUUUAAAUAUCGAGAGGUAUCCCUUCGAUACAAUAAACACCGUUAAGCAUCA